Messenger RNA from Pistacia vera, 1095 nucleotides. RefSeq lists its product as uncharacterized. The coding region runs from base 1 to 1095 and encodes 364 amino acids. Lineage: Eukaryota; Viridiplantae; Streptophyta; Magnoliopsida; Sapindales; Anacardiaceae. The record is from RefSeq and is a predicted model, not a curated record. The transcript is spliced from 4 exons.
AUGGCGGAACUACCUUGUCCUAUGAAGGAGUAUGCAUGUCCUACCAUAGGAACUUUGCCAUCUUGCAGAGUGCUUCAUGAGAUUUUGACAGAAGAUCAGUUACAGAUGCGUUGUUUUCCUUACACAUUGAAGAAUGUGGCUAAAACAUGGUUCAUGUCAUUAACUCCUACUUCACUUACCACCUGGGAUGCAGUUUAUAAUAAGUUCAUCGGUAAAUUCUAUUCUCAUGCCAAAACUACAGAAUUUAGAGGUAAGAUUGCUACCUUCUCACAAAUGGAAGGUGAUGCUAUGGGAGAGAAGACUACACAAGAGAUGAAUGAGUUAUACGAGAUGCUUGGAGCCAACUCGCAGCAAAAAAGUGUUACAGGGGAAGAUAAAGUGAAUGAGAAGCAAUUAAGUGUAUCCAUUCAAAAUGAGGAGAUCAACCCCAUCGUUGCUCCACCAAAGGCUUAUGCUCCACCUAUUCCUUUUUCGAGCCGAUUGAAGAACAACAAAUGGGAUAAGUCAUUCUCUGAAAUUUAUGAUAUUUUAUCUAAAGUUAAUGUGAACUUACCCUUGCUUUAUGUGAUGAGGAAUAUACCAGCUUACGCAAAGUUCUUGAAGGAUUUGAUUACUUGCAAGCAUAAGUUUGAACCCAAUGAAAAAGUUAUGGUUCCAGAAAAGGUAAGUGUUGUGCUUCAAAGGAAUUUUCCACCCAAGUUGAAAGAUCUAGGUAGCUUCAUCGUCAACUUUACCAUGGGUGAUGAAAAGGAAGAACGAGCAAUGCUAGAUUUGGGGGCAAGCAUUAAUCUCAUGCAUUACUCCACUUAUCUACGAUUAGGAUUUUGGGAAUUAAAGCCAACAACAAUGUCUCUACAAUUGGCUAACAAUUCAAUUAAAUAUCCAAGAGGUAUUGUAGAGAAUGUCUUGGUUAAAGUUGAUAAAUUGAUAAUUACUGUUGAUUUUGUAGUCUUAGAUAUGGAGAAGCCAUCAACUCAUGAUGGAGAUUUUCCCAUUUUGCUUGGCCGCCCAUUUAUGGCUAUAACUAAGACAGUGAUUGAUGUUCAGAAUGGCAAGCUCAGUAUGAUAGCUUUGGAUGAACUGUGGAGUUCUUAG